Molecule: messenger RNA, 11449 nt
Organism: Podarcis lilfordi (Lilford's wall lizard)
Lineage: Eukaryota; Metazoa; Chordata; Lepidosauria; Squamata; Lacertidae
Source: the annotation of a GenBank genome assembly
AUGGAGACUCGCUACAACCUCAAAAGCCCCGGUGAGUUGUGGGGAAGGGGCGGGGGGAGAAUUGCGAAGGCUUCAUCUUUUUUUUUUAAGGGAGGGGGUCCAAGACGGUCCUUUCGUGGCCUUCCCUGGGAGAUGGCACUGCGGGGGUUGGGAUCCACCAUCACGCGAGCCCCUGGUUCGGAUGCUCGGCUAGGCCAAGGCCCCCGGCUUUCUCCCCGGCCUCUUCUGCCCGCUGCCGCAAAGUGCCUGGCAGCAGGAGGGGGGAAGUAAUUUUGCUUUAUGUAUUGUUAUGGUUAUGGCCCCUCAGUGGGUGCUGCCCUUGCGCUUCUUCGGCGAUGCUUCAGCCCAAGGGAGACGUUUCUCUCGCCUCCUUCAGUUUCGAUUCCCCAAGAGGGUGACGAGGAGACGGCUUGGAAAACAGAGGUUAUUCGUGUCACUGGGGUGGAGGGAGGGUUGUUGUUGUUGUUUUGUCUUUCAGUUGCUGGGGGUUGGGGGGGCAUUCCUGCCCCAGUCCAGAGCUCCCCACCCCCAGCUCAUCUCUUGUGGCUCCAUAAGAAUCUUCUGCGUCUAUUUUGGAUCAAGCAUAUUUCCGGUUCUUCUGGCACACGUGUACCUAACACUCAUCUCCAUAUAAGCUUGCAGUGUGUGUGUGUGUGUGUGUGUGUGUGUGUUCUUGCCUGAAGGAUGCUUGUUCUUAAAUUAUUAUUUUUUAAAUCGGGGGAUGGGGCAGGAAAAAACUCCACACCAUCACACUGUCAGUUCACAUGACCAAAUUGGUAUGCAGGUUGAGUUGCUCUGUUUGUCUUAUGGUACAUAUACAGGAAGCUGUCUUCUACUGAGUCAGAACAUUGGUCCCAUCUAGCUCAGCAGUAUCUACACUGACUGGCAACUGCUCUGCCAGAUUUCAAACAGGGGCCUCUCCCAUCCCUACCUAGGGAUCUUAGGGAUUGAACCAGGGACCUUCUCUGUGCAAAGGAGAUGCUAGUCUGUUUAGUUACAGCCCUUAUCUUAAAGUGGUGAAAGGUGUUUAACUCUAGCUGCAUACACAACACAUGUAUAGCACAUUCUCUCCCUGCUCCCCGCCAAAAUCCUAGGAACUGUAGUUCAUUAAGGGUGCUAAGAAUGACAGCUCUCUGAGGUAUGUACACAGCCUCAGUUCUCAUCAGUAAUUCUGCCAGUGCAGUGUUAUGAAAAGCUGUUUGAGCAGAGACAUGGUAAAUGAACACCUGAAGAAACAAUCACAAGAUCACUUAAGUAUGUGGCAACCACUAUAGUCACAAUUCAUGUGAUAAUGUGGAAUUUGGUCAGAUUCCAGCAGUGGUUGCCAGCCUUUUUGAGCCUGUGGACACAUUUGCUGACUAGAGAAACUGUUAUGGGCACCACACAUGCACCACAACCAUACACAAACAUGUGCACUCAUACUAUGCCCACCCCAUCCCACCCCCGACAGCAAUUAGGCUUGAAAAAAUGUUUUAACUCCCCCUUCCUCUGUCUAAUUGGGGGGAGGCAAUCUUCCUAGAGAGUGCAGCUGGCAAGGCAAGAGUUAAUUGUCCCUCCCCAGCUUCAAGAUCAUGCCCAGUCAAGUCAUGACUAGACUUGAAAAAGGCAUUCUGUUGACUAUAAUAGAAUAUAUAUUUCAAGUGAAAUUGCAACAGGGAUGGGGAUUUAGCAUGGGGGUCCAUACUUGUGGAGGGUUAAUUCUUCUUUCCCCAAUUAUAAAGGCCCCCCAAUAAGAAAAAUAUGGUGGGGGAACCUGGACCUUGUAGGCACCAGCAAAGGCUUCUGCAGGUGCACCCAUGAGUUCAAUGAUGGUGACUCAUGCUCUAGUGUAUUACAUAAUGGAUACAUUGUGAAUACUGAAGCUCCACACAAUGGACACAACUAAUUGCAACCUGGAAAGUGGCCAUUUUGAAACUUUAUUUAUGUACUUCUAGUACAAGAUCGAGUACAUUUUGAUUUGCUAAAUAUUACCUGGCCAACAUGGAAGUGGGAAGAUUUUGAGUUGAAAACCAUCCAGAGGGAAAGAGAGAUGAACCUCCUAUAUCCAGCCACUUGUUUGUCUUUCCCUUAAAUUGCAGCCUUUAUGACUGUAUUUUGUUAUAGAAAAAACUGCAAGGCCAAUGUGACCAAACAUCACAUGCAGUUUGGCUACUGGGCCUUUUGAGCUUGUGGUAGCUGAGGCUUUGGUUAGUAUGUCUUUGGCUUCCCUGCCAUAGGCUCAUACUCUCAUAUGAAAAGCUGCUGCUCAGCAUGUGCUGAGCUCAGAACUGAUUAGCUUUUGUACUCAAUGCCCACUGUGAUUUUUAAGACUAUUUGUGCCUGCAUGGAAAUAGCUGAUAUAGACUGAGCUUAGCAGCUGCCAGAUUUCACAUGAACCUUUGAGCCAAGGUGGUGGUAGGUUCUUGCUAGUCUCAUUGAAAGAAAAAAUUAUAUGCUGCUACCAUAGGCCUAGAAGAUUGUUUCAAAUGAACCCUCUGUUUGCAUAUCCUUUAUGCACUCGCUGCCUUCAGUGUAUCCAGCACUUUAUGAAGUAUGUUGCAAGGAAGUCUGCAGUCACACAGUUCUCAAAAGUUAUCAGAACACCAACAAUUUGUGGUAGCGUGGAGGACCACAAAGCUAGCUUAAAUCAUGAUGCUUUCUGGGUGACAAAUGAAUGCAUUUGAGACAUACCUGAAAAUGUAGUGGCAUUUUGUAUCUGAAAUGGGUUUUUAAUGUUUAGUAUACCAGAGGUAGGGAACCUUGACUGACUUAAGGUCAUUACUUUCAGUGGGUCUACUGUGGAUAAUACGUGAUUGGAUGCAACAUUCUGGUGUCCGGAGGACAGUGAGUGUUGCUAGAUGCAAGAGUGGGCAAAGCAAGGGGUGUGAUUCUUAACUUUGUACAGUAGGCUGCAUUCCAUUCACAAAACAGAAAUUUCUACUCAUGCAACUCUCCUCAUCCUUCAUCCAGGCAUGAGGCAGUAUCACAGCUCACAGACACAUUCCAGCCAUGCGAAAGCUCUCAAGGAGAGUGCAGAGCAGUGGUGACUGUGACCUGGGGAGAGUCCUGAGAACUGGACAGAGAGGCCUGGUGGGUCACAUUCAGCCUCUUGCCAGAAAUGUUGGAAGUACCUAAGUACAAUUUUUUAAAAAAGCGAACCCUUCUGCAAUACAGCCUUCACAACCAGUGCUCAUUCCUCUACAUGGUUCUCUGCAUUUAAUAUACCCUACACAGUUACCAAGGAAUAAGUCCUGCACUGAAGGCAGCCCUGUUUAGGAAAGCUUUUAAUGUUUAACAGACUAUUGUAUUUUAAUAUUUUGUUGGAAGCUGCCCAGAGUGGCUGGGGAAACCCAGCCAGAUGGGUGGGGUAUAAAUAAUUUAUUUUUAUUAUUAUUAUUAUUAUUAUUAUUAAACAGUUAAUUCUGAGUAAUUGCACAGAGGAUUCCUUUUUGACUAGCUCUAGAGUAGACACUAUACAGAGUAGAAUGCAAAGUUGCAUUCUUGUCCUUCACAGUUCAGAUGUGAUUAGGCACAUCACUUUUCAUACAUAUAGAUUACUUUUUAAAGGGUAGCUCAGUGCAAAUAUCUUCCUUGCCCCUGGAAAUUAAUUGGAAUUGUUCUCUUCCCCUGUAUACUCAACUCAGUCAAGGUAGGACAGAAGAAUGAAAGAAUGGAACAUUUCAAGGGAGAUGCAAGAAUAGAGACAAAGAGUAGACAUAAUUUUUUUAAAGCUGAAUAUAAAUUUCAUGCCUGCAAGUCAUAAGAGUAUUAGUCAAAGUCACUAUUGAAUAAAUGUAUUUUAGGAUUAUUUUGCAGAUUUAUAGAAAUAUGUUUACUAUACUUUGUUUCAGGCUUAAGAUGGUGAUAAAGGAAGAUAUUGCAGACUUAAUUAGAUUAGAACUAUAUUAGGUUACACUGAACCCUGCUGGGACAAAGAAGCAAUAAAUUAUGGCAGGCACUUUGGAAAUACAAAACUGCACUUAAAUCUUGCUCACUAAUCUCUUCAGAGACAGAAAUGAGAAAUGAGAAGCAAAGAAAAAUAAUAAGAAUAAUAAGAAAGAAUAAUAAGAAAUUUGUCUCUGUUUAUACAUAUACACUGCAUUAAACAGUCUGAUAGGUAAAUGGCCCAAUGCUUGCUUAAGAUUUUUUUCUCUCCACAAGAAUGAUAAAAGUAUUAUUUACUGCGUAUUUUUAAAAUCACCAUACUGUUUUGGCAUUGCGGGCAUGUCAUCUGCUACAGGGGUCUAAAGGUAAAGGGACCCCUGACAGUUAAGUCCAGUUGCAAAUGACUCUGGGAUUGCGGCGCUCGUCUUGCUUUACAGGCCAAGGUAGCCGGCGUUUGUCCGCUCCGCAGACAGUUUUUCCGGGUCAUGUGGCCAGCAUUACUAAGCCGCUUCUGGCGCAACAGAACACCAACACCAGAGCAGUGCACAGAAACGUCCUUCAUCUUCCCACUGGAGCGGUACCUAUUAAUCUACUUGCACUUUUUGCCAUGCUUUUGAACUGCUAAGUUGGCAGGAGCUGGGACCGAGCAACGGGAGCUCACCCCAUCGUGGGGAUUUGAACCGCCAACCUUUGGAUUGGCAAGCCCAAGGCUCAGUGGUUGAGACCACAGCGCCACCAGCAUCUAGGGAUCUAGGGUGCAGCUAAAACUGCAGUCCAUCCUGAUAGGGUCCUUUUAAUCAAAUGCUUGCCAAUGGUUGGAGAUAAAAGUACUCCAGUGAAAUAUAAUAAUGACCACUACCGAAAUUUGUUUUCAAAGGAUUGUGCCUGAGUCUUUAUAUUUGUUUAAUGUACCGUAUAAUUUUAGGUGGCCUGUUAAAAUUUCACAUUUUGUAAUCUAUAAAAUGAAGGUGGGAGUGUUUUUAAUCCAGUAGGUGGCAGCCUCCCCUCUGAGGUGAAGUGACGUUCUGAUGUUAGCAGUCCAACUUACAUAAAUUGUGAAAAGCAAAACAGUUCAUCAGUAUUGCUCAGAAGCUCUUGUCCUUGCCUUGCAACUUCUUUUGCCCUUGCAAAGCCUUCUUCUUGCCCUUGCCAUUUCAAAAAUUACUAUAUUAGAAAUGUUAUUAUAUACACUUGUUUUAGUAGUAACUGAGUCUGGUGAAUUGCAUACUAAAUCAGUGGUGCAUGUCUACAUGAAUAUGUGUUUGAAACAGGGGCAUUAAAUUAGAAUCAAGAUAAAUCUGAUGGAUAAUUAUGGUUAAGAUCCAUACAACUUAGUUUGGUGUUCUAUGCUUCCAUCAGAUUUUUUUUCAGGCCUCUUAUUGCAGCCCCUCAUUCCCACCCCUUUCGCUGAAAAGCUGCUGCUGAAGGUCAGCCAUUUGGCAUAACAUUUGAACUCAGACUAAAGGCGAUAUCAACAAUCCCUUUAUGCAUAGAUCCUCUUUAAGCACAUGGCUUUUUAGAUCCCAGACAAUUGCUUUGUUUUCUGUCACUUUGUACUGGAUAUGUAACCUACUUUGAUUUUACAAAUGUACUUGGAAGCACCUUUCUCCUAAAAAAAAUAAAAAAAAAUCUUGCUUUGAGAUACAUACAAAUAUAUUUACUGAAAUAACAAACCUUCACAUUUCUUCAGUUUUUCUCCUUUUUCAGAUGGGUGACUGGACUUCAAAACACCUAUUCUGUCUUACUGUCUUUUAAUUGAUAUAUUCUAUAAUUUCUUGCUAUAUUAAAACUUCAUGUCUUGUUUUGCUGCUCCCUUUUCCACCCCAGCCAUCCCAAAGCAGCUGAGGCAGUAUCCUCCACCACCUUGGGAUGAGCGAGAGGCACGGGUGGGCUGCCUCUCCCUUGGGGAGAAAGAAGCAGCCCGUUCGUGCCUCUCCCCCCCGCCCCCGGUCCCGAGGCAGCAGAGGCAGUUUCUGCUGCUGCCUGGAGACAGGCAAGGGGGACUGGUGAGGCUCAGCUGGGGGGCAGGAGUGCUUCUUUGAGCCAUGUCACUCCCCAGCUGAGCAAGCCCCAUGUCCCACCAGCGUGCUCAAGCCGGAUAGACAUGGGGCUUGUUGAAGCAGAGGGAAGAACAAGGUGUAUUGUGUCUUGGCAAUGCAGCUUGUUUCUCCAUCUGCAACAGUAUGAGGGCAGACCAUGAUGUUGGUUUCACUCUGCGGUAUAUCGCUGGUGAAAGCACCACCUCUCCUGAAUACCUCCUCCCCUAAUACUGGUCCUGAGCAAUAUAUAGAUAUAUCGCCAAGGCCUAUCGGCUAUAAGUUUUUGAUACUGAAAUCACUUACUGUGUUUUUUUCUUUCUUUUCUUUUCUUUCAGCUGUAAAACGUUUAAUGAAAGAAGCUGCAGAACUGAAGGAUCCAACAGACCAUUAUCAUGCACAGCCCUUAGAGGUUAGCAUGUGGCCAUUCUGAUAAAUAAAUUCACAACAGCAAUGCUUACCUUGACCAGUCUCUCUUUCAUUGUAUUUGCAGUUAUUGUGAAAAGCACAUUGAGCUGGUUUGACUAUAACACUAAGCCCAAACCAUGACUUAGCAUGAAUAUGUGAGGGCUCCCAGAUCAUUGCCUCUGUUCUCCCCCAUCAUGUUCUCCUGUUGCUAUUAUAUUCAGUGUAUUUCUGUAUAUUUGGUUGCUUGUAGGACAAUCUUUUUGAGUGGCAUUUCACUGUCAGAGGUCCUCCAGAUUCAGAUUUUGAUGGUGGAGUUUAUCAUGGAAGAAUAGUACUACCACCAGAGUAUCCUAUGAAACCACCAAGUAUUAUUCUCUUAACGGUAAGAAUGUUUCUCAGCCAUUCAUAACAGCAUAAGCACUUGGUUAGAUCUACAUCAGAAAUUUGGUCACCUUAAACAAUAUUUUUAAAAAGGUGUAAGCAAAUAUAGACCCCUGGUUUUUUGGCCUUUCUCUUUGUAUCCAAUUAGGCUAACUGGAACUUCACUUCUAGACUUUAUGCAGGGAGCAUUAGUAAGGUCCCAAGAAAAAUGAAUUGUGUUCUGUUCUGAAGUCUGUGAGGCAUUUUGUUCAGGGUGUUUUGAGAAAUGGAAUGUUUUAAGUGAUUUGGAGAAGGCUAGGCAACAGUAGAAUAUCCUCAGUACCAUUCAGGAUUUUUCUCCUGUUUGUUUUGAGAGUUUUAAUAGUUACAUUAAAAAAAAAAAAUUAUGUCCACUAGUCUUCAAAACAUCACUACUGUUUUUUGUUCAGUUUACUGUAUAACUUAAUAUUUGAAGCUGUUUUUUAUUGCAUGCACCAAGAAGGCUACAUACAUCAAAACAAGAAAAAUGAUUUCCCUCCUUGUGUGAGGUGGGGUGGAUGUGUGCCUAAUUGUGUUUAGUUGCUAUGAUUAAUAACUGUAGGCUAGGACUGGAUUGCCUUGAUUCUGGUCAAUAAAUUAAUCUGGAGGAGCAUUUUGAUGUGACUUAGAGCAGCCUAUGUGACUGCAGUUAGUUUCAUCAAUCUUUGAGAAUACUCUGUUCUUUGAGCACGACUAAACCAAUUCUGCUAUAGCUGAGACAUCAAGUUUCUUUUCAGUAACAUUCAAUUACAGACUGCUGACUGUACAAUUGUACGGUAUUCCAAAGAUACUGUACUCUCUUCAAGCUAGUUGAAUCUUGACUUAUGAAAAUGGUUUGAUUUACAUAGUAUUAUUUUUCUUUAUCUUUCUUAUGUGCCCAUUUAAGGCUAAUGGCAGGUUUGAAGUGGGAAAGAAAAUUUGCUUAAGCAUCUCAGGGCAUCAUCCUGAAACAUGGCAACCAUCAUGGAGCAGUAAGUAUCAGCUAUUGUUGGCAGUAAAGGGCCUCAAUACACAAGUACAGUGUUACCUCGGUUUAAGAACAGUCCUGUUUACCUGUUUAUGAACGAUUUGGUUUACAAGUUCCGCAAAACCAGAAGUAGUGCCCUGGUUUGUGAACUUUCACCUUGGUCUAAGAACAGAAUCUGUAUGGUGGAAGGUAGCAGUGGGAGGCCACAUUAGGGAAAGCACACCUCGGUUUAAGAAUGGUUUCGGUUUAAGAAAGGACUUCUGGAACGGAUUAAGUUCGUAAACCGAGGUACCACUGUAAGAUCGCUGUGCUACAUUCAACAGCAGAUCUUUCCUUUUAAAUGUUAUGUGACAUUCCUGCUUCUCUUCAGGCAUGUGUUGGACACUGGGGGCAGGAUUUAAUAUAUUUUGCAUUACCUUGGGCUUAUUUUUUUUAAAUUACCUGUUAUAAAUUUGUACGUUAAGUAGUUUUCUCCCCCUCCCCUAUUUAGUACUUAACCUGCACCCCUCUUCUUUUUUGAUCACAGUAAGAACUGCAUUGCUUGCUAUUAUUGGAUUUAUGCCAACGAAAGGGGAGGGAGCCAUAGGGUCUCUAGACUAUACCCCUGAGGAAAGAAGAGCACUUGCUAAGAAGUAAGGGUUUGUUUUUGUUUUUGUGACUAUUUUUUUUUUAUGUUGAAUCUUAUUUCUGAAUGUUAUUCCUAUGUUCCUCUUCAGUUGGCUAGGUAAAUCAUAUUAUUUGCUCAGUGCAUAAUGCUCAGUAUGUUACAUUGCAUUCAUAAGCAUAUUUACUCAGAAGUUUGUCCCACUUUGCUCAGGAUGGUCACCUUCAUUUAUUUUGUGCACUCUGUUCUUAGCUUAGAGGACAAUCCGAUGAAUGCUUACACUGAACAUCUGGAUUUGCCUCUGAAUAAACAUGCAAAGGAUCAGGUGUCAGCUAUUCUUAUUUUUGCAUGUUCUGUAUUAAAUAAAUACUUAAGAGGAAAACAUUUAGUCACUUGUGUUUGUUUACUUACCACAAACAUGUUAUUGUCAAGAAGGCACCGUGGAGCUAAUAGAUGGCAAAAUUUAAUAGCAAUUGUGCUGGUAGAUCUAUGGCGGACGUUAUAAUUUCAUACAUGUGUACAUUCAUUAAGAAUGUUGGAUAUUUUGAUCACUCUUGGUGGUUUAAUUAAAUUAGUGUAUAAACUUUUGUUACAUUCCAGGUCUCAAGAUUUCUAUUGUGAAGGAUGUGGAUCACUUAUGAAGGAAGCCCUCUUGCCAUUAACAUCUGGAAGUGCUUCAAGCCAAGCUGACAAAGAGGCUAAGGAACUUGCCAGGCAAAUUAGUUUCAAGGUUGUUUAACUAUUUGCUGUCCAUCCGUCCGUCCCCCAGUUAAUUUGAAUAGGACCAUACCUAGAGUAGGUUGGUUGGUGCAGCUAGCCAGGUCACAGUUCACUUGGAAAGAAUGGAGGCAGCAGUAGUUGCUUGAUUAUGUGGUGGGUUGGUCAUGCUGCUGUAUUUAUGGCUUCACAGUUUCUUCUGUGGGUUUCAGAAUUAUUGGUUGUACUGUGCUUUGGCAACCAAAUGAUGUAAGCAUCGCAGCUGAGGUCCAGAAUUUCAGGCAUAAAUUGAGAAGACACUUGCCCUGGAAAUAACAUUGCACAUAAUGUGUGUGCACUUGUUUAAUUACAGUUGAAUAAAUAAUGCUAGAGAAGAUGCAUUCUAUAACAUGCCUGAUUAGAGUUUUUAACUGAUGUACCAUUUGUGCUGUUUUGUCCUUUUAAGGCUGAAGUUAACUCAUCUAGGAAAUCAGUUGCUGAACCUGCAGACUUAUCAGGAUUUAACCACUUGCCCAGUUCACCUGAACACCAACAAGAAAGUACAACUCCAGCAUUCCAGGACACCACCCCCAAUGAAGUGGUAGGUGUUUCAUAAAUCUGAGAAAAAUGAAGGCAAAGACUUGGAAAAUCCAAAUAAUAUUGAUAGGCUGUCACUUUAGAGCAUUUUUAAAAGCUUAUUAGCAUUCCAGGAAAACUACUAUUGCUGAAGUCCUGUCACCUUCCUUUACUCAUCUGUUGCCUUUUGUCACUGCAGAUUUACCUGAGAGUAAGUUCCUUUAAAUUCAAUGAGGUUUAUAUCUUGAUAGACAUAAGUAGGCUUUUACUGUGUAUGGCUUUUCAGAGCUGUUGGCCCAUAGAAAAUCCUUUUCAUCAGUUAUUUUAGUUCUGACCUUGCUUACUAUAUUAUUUUAACUUUUCUAUCAAAAUCCAAUUUAAACAUCUUUGUAAGCUAAGGAGAUAUAUAUAUAGAGAGAGAGAGAGAGAGAGAAUAUCCUGCCUUUUCGAAUCUAAAUGGUCCUUGUACAGAAGGUAAUUUAUUUGCAGCAGUGAUAUGGACUUGCCCCCAGAGCCACACUUGUUUUAUCCGUAAGCCUGAGAGACUUAUAUAAACCAAAGCAAAUAGAGGCCCUGCUCUUUAGUGAUUUGCAGCUUUUAUUCUAUUAAAUAUGCUUAUCAUGUUCCUUUUUGUUUAUAAUCUCUCAAGUAAAUUUGACUACAUAAAGGGCAGUAUUAAUUCUGACCAUUUUAAAUAAUUGUUUGCUUAAUUAUGACAUAUUAAUAUAGCCAAGAAGAGUGCUUAUAUAACCCAUCCACUUUGGAAGUAACUGAGGCCUGGUAUUGUGACAGGGCAGCUGCUUCUAUGACUGCUGUGGAUGCAAUCUAAAUUCACCGACAAAUUGUAGACAAAUCCCAGUUAAGCUUGUGUGUGUGUGGUGUGUGUGUGUGUUUUAAAGGUUGAUGGAGCUGCAGAUUGGUUUUUAAAAAUCCUGUCAAAUCGCGUCAGACCAUCUGUUGCUUGGUGAUGAGUAUUUUCCAGCUAUUUAGAAAUACAGGCAUGCUAAUAUUAUGCAGAUUUCCCCAACAAUUUCCCCUCUGUCAGAUUCUUACAAAGUUUGUGAUUUGAUUCCUGCCCCCCCUGCAAGUUUCAUAGUUCUUGAGUAUAUGGUUUGUCUUCUUAAGCAUAUCCAUUUCACUCACCAGUAAUAUUAAUUGUAUUUUGUGCUGAGAAGGGGGGAAAGUCAGUAAUAGUUUGAUUAACCUCACUUUAGAUGACUUUGUUUUCAUCUAGCAGCUCACUAGUUUUAUUCCAUUUGUUGGGUCAUCGGAAUGAGUGACACACAUAAAACAAACUUCCACACUUCACACUAUGUCAUGGUUCAUCACAGGGAUGAUCAUGUUGGACUCCAACUCCCAUCAGCCAGCAUGUUCAGUGGUCAAGAGAUUAUGGGUACAACAGGCUAGCCACUCUUGGUUUAGCACGACAUUCCAGUUCAUGCACAACCCUAAACCAGUGUGAUGUAGUGGGUAGAGGGUUGAUCUAGGAACUGGGUGAUCAGGGUUCAAAUCCCCUUUCACCCAUGAAACUCACUGGGCAGCCUCAGUGAAGUUGCCAAGCUGCAUUUUGUUUCCAUUCCAUUCUGUGUUCCAUUCCAUUCUAUUCUAUUAAAGCCAGAAUCUUUAUUUUUUUAGUCUGAAAAUCAGACCAACUCAGCCACCUCAAGUCAAGAACAACAUAACCAGCCUGCGUCAAAUAAUACUUCUAUGAGCCCUCGCCAGCGGCGCGCACAGCAGAGAAGGGUGCCGACUUCAACCAACUUCAAUCAGGUUCAGCAGCCAAGGGUCAACACAAACCACAUGGGCUCAAAUGCGCUGAUUCUCCUCCUUGUUUUAGCACUAGCAGCUCUUAUAUUUAGGCGUAUAUAUCUAGCCAAUGAGUAUAUAUUUGAAUUAUGA